AUGGGGUGGUGGUGGGUGCCCCUGGUGCUGGUGCUGGCCCCCUGGCUCCCUGGAAGCCCAGGCAUCCAGGCAGGGCAGCUGUGCUUGUGGCAGUGGGUGGCCCUGGUGUCCUGGCUCCCUGGGGUGCACCCCUGCCUGCUCUGCUUUGAGACUUCCACUCAGCAGGAACAGCUCUGCCAUAACAUCACUGGGGCCCCUGUCAAGGACCCCCAACAUCAACAAUGCCUUGAUGCCAUUGCUGAGGCUGCUGCACCACUCACCUCUGUCACUGUGGGUUCAGAGCAGCGUGAGGCACUUCAGGAGAUCAUCAUGGAUGCCCUGCAUUUUCUGGAGAACCAGAACAACACAAAGCCCUUUGAGGAGUCUCUGCAGGAAGCCAUCAGCAUAAUCUGGGUGAAUCUGAGCCAGCUGGAGGAAGCUCCAGCCUGCAUCCCACCCUGUGGGUACCAGAAAGCUGCCCGCACCUUCCAGUGCGCGACCUGCCGCGUUGUGGACUGCCAGUUUCCCGUGGACUGCCCAGCGCAGGAUCUGUGGGCCCACGCGGAUGAAGCCAUCACGCUGGACUGCAGCGUGCCCUUUGUCAUCCCCCCUGACCUGCCCAUUACCUGGAUGUUUGCCAAGGAUCUGCACACACAGGAUCUGUCAGUGUUUGAGGAGCUGCGAGGGAUUCUAGGCGAUCCUCUCAGUCUGACCCUCCACGACCCCACUCCGGGAACCAUCGCCUGCUGCCUGGGCUUCCUUUCUGAGCCCUUGGCCCGCAAGUACUUCUACCUCAAUGUGACAGGAGGAAGUGUGGAGGCAGAGCGAGGAAUCCAGGAGCGGUUCCAGGCUGUGCUGCGCUGGCCCCACCACAGGAUCCCUCCGGACUACCUGAAACCACUGGUGCUGGCCUUGGCUCUUGGCUCCAUGGCACUUGUGGUGCUGCUGGUGUAA
Messenger RNA from Apus apus (common swift), 933 nucleotides. RefSeq names its product sperm acrosome associated 6 (gene SPACA6). The transcript has 8 exons. NCBI's taxonomy places the organism in Eukaryota, Metazoa, Chordata, Aves, Apodiformes, Apodidae. The coding region runs from base 1 to 933 and encodes 310 amino acids. Gene Ontology annotation, biological process: fusion of sperm to egg plasma membrane involved in single fertilization. The record is from RefSeq and is a predicted model, not a curated record.